This is a messenger RNA of Stegostoma tigrinum, 1644 nucleotides long. Its product is annotated as kin of IRRE-like protein 1. Bases 41 to 535 code for a protein of 164 amino acids. The record is from RefSeq and is a predicted model, not a curated record. Lineage: Eukaryota; Metazoa; Chordata; Chondrichthyes; Orectolobiformes; Stegostomatidae. The transcript is spliced from 2 exons.
CCCACCCCGUCCCCCAUUAUCCCAGGCCUUUCAGGAUGAUAUGGAUAUGAAGCCGGAUUUGCGAUCGGAUACAUUGGACACGAGGGAGGACUGCGAGCUAAAGGACCCGACCAACGGCUAUUACAAUGUGAGGGGGCAGGAGGAGCGUUUGCCGUCACGGACUCUGCUAUACCCGGAGUACGGGCCUUCGGGGGGUCCGCGGUACGAGGGGAGGCCACACUCCAGGCUCUCGCACGCCAGCGGCUAUGGGACAGCGGGGGGCGCCGCUGGGCUCCUGGCCUCGUGUUACGGCCGCCUGCCCGAGUACGGGGCGGAGGCGGCGGGUGAAGCGGGCAGCCAGCUCUCGUUCGACGCCUACAGCUACCCACCGUGCGCCGGCCUGGCCACCUACAGCCGGCCGGCCAACCUGGAGCGGCUGUUCGACCCUGCCGGCAUCGCCCCCAAGUUCUCCGGCAACUCCCGCUUCUCCUACUCUUCGUCCCAGCAGUCGGAACAUGGGAGGCCCUAUCAGCAGCGCAUGCAGACCCACGUGUGACCAACCCCCACCCCCCACACCACCCCCACCCGACUCCCCCCCAACCACUCCCUUCGGCGCCGCACCCACAGACCACCUGACGUGCGCGCACUCUGGCACCACCCAUCGGGGACAAUUUAGCAAAGGGAGGUGACGGUAGCACAGCACGGUCUCGUGGCAGUGUCAGCUCGGGCUGAGUCGGGGGUGGAGCGGGGGCACUGCCUCACACCGCUGGCUGCAUAUUUACCACCCUGCACCCCCCCACCCCAAAGGUGACUAGGCCGUAUGCUGCCUCCAGCUCCCUUCAAACUGGCACCAAUUGGUCCCAAGAGGAGAACAGGACUGGGGGCUGGGAGCAGCCAAUCAGUGCACAGCUUCGGCAGCUCGCCCGUGCACUCACCCCCACCCCCCACCUCCUCCACUUCCUUCCCCACCACCCACCUCCCCCCAUCUCCUCCCCAUCCCCACCUAAUGCUCCCCCUCCCAAUCCUCCCCCUCCCCUCUGAAUCUCUGACCCCCUCCUAAUCGUCCCCUCCCCCACCUAAUCCUCCAGUCCCCCUCCUAAUACUUCCCACUCCUAAUUCUCCCCCUCCUCUCCUAAUACUUCCCCUCCCCUUCCUCAUCCUCCCCCCUCCCCUCCAAACCCUCCGCCGCUCCCCUCUAAAUCCCUGUCCCCCUCCUAAUCCACACCUCCCCCACCUAAUCCUCCCCCUCCCCCCCCCUCCUAAUCCCCGCUGCCCUGCUCAUCCUCCUCCCCCUGCCCUUCUUAAUCUUACCCCCUCCUCUCGAGUUCCCUACACUUCUUAAUUUGCACAGUUUCCAAUCCCCCGCUCCCAUCCCGAAAUCCCACCCUCCUCCCCUCCAAUCGCGCACACUGCCGCUGACCUUCCAAUAGCACCCCCACCACCCUCCAAUUUGAAAGCCUGCCUCCCCACGUUGACGUGAGCCUGAGAAUGUCUGGCUCACACCUGGUGCGCCUCGGACUACUCUGCUCCUUUUAGUGGGCGUGCCGUUCGAGCAGCCCUCUCAAAUUUCCUGCUUGUCCAUGCCCCGUUGCACCUGUCUGUAUAUAUUUUUAUCUGGUCUGGUAUUUUAUAUAAACAUUGUAUAUAUUUAUAUAAAGAUCUAUA